Messenger RNA from Nymphaea colorata (pocket water lily), 372 nucleotides. Its product is annotated as probable WRKY transcription factor 45. Gene Ontology annotation, biological process: regulation of DNA-templated transcription. Bases 1 to 372 code for a protein of 123 amino acids. The transcript is spliced from 2 exons. NCBI's taxonomy places the organism in Eukaryota, Viridiplantae, Streptophyta, Magnoliopsida, Nymphaeales, Nymphaeaceae. The record is from RefSeq and is a predicted model, not a curated record. Gene Ontology annotation, molecular function: DNA-binding transcription factor activity; sequence-specific DNA binding.
AUGAGGAAGGUCUGCACAGAUCUCCCAGCGUACACACCGGAAAUUUUUCCCGCUGCAGAGAAUGACUCCUGCUUCCAGCUGCAAGACAUCCUCGACUUCUGCGACCCAUUAAUCGACGGUGAAUUGUUUGAAGGCCUGGAAAUGGACGGCAACCUACAGAUUCCGACCUCGGAUUCAAACCAGCCAAACAAGAUCGGCGAUUCUCAAGCAAAGAAACAGAGAGGUGAGUGUAGCUCGAGGAAAAGAAAAUCAGAUGAACUUGGUGUUAAGGUCGCAUUUAAGACAAUGUCGGAUGUUGAGAACUUGGAUGACGGAUACAGAUGGAGGAAGUAUGGAAAGAAGAUGGUUAAGGACAACCAAAACCCUAGGUAA